Candida dubliniensis CD36 is the source of this 2256-nucleotide messenger RNA. RefSeq names its product putative AAA family ATPase (gene GCN20). The transcript has a single exon. Bases 1 to 2256 code for a protein of 751 amino acids. Gene Ontology annotation, molecular function: ATP binding; ATP hydrolysis activity. The record is from RefSeq and is a predicted model, not a curated record. Lineage: Eukaryota; Fungi; Ascomycota; Pichiomycetes; Serinales; Debaryomycetaceae.
AUGUCGAACGUUGGAUUACAAGUCAGACAAGCGGUCCCUUCUAUUGACCCUAUAGUUGCAGAGUAUGCUGUUGGGUAUAUUCAACAUGUUUCUAAUUCCACGGAAGACAGUGUUUUGGCACAACAAGUGGACAUCCCACAAGAAAUGGAAUUCGUUAAUGACUUGUUAGUUCAAGCAGGUGGCUCUUUAGAGAAGGUUGCAGCAUUAACUCAAGGUUUAAAGAAACAGUUAUCAGAUAAAUUGAACGAAAACAUGGAAAAGUUGGCGCUUACUGGUGACACUUCCAAGCGUUUGUUGGAUAUAAAUGUUUUACAAAACAAUACCAAGAGAGAUAUCAAUUCCUCGUUGGCUUUGUUAAACAGUGGUAACGAUAUUGCACACACUGGUAGACAGAUGGAAAGUAGAGUUGAUAAGAAGAAAUUGGAGAAACAAGAAAGAAAGAUUGCUAAGAAAGUUGCUAAGCGAAACAACAAAUUUGUCAAAUACGAAGCUUCCAAGUUGUUAAACGAAAAGAAAGAAGAGGAUUACGAUUCAUUUUUCUUGGAAAUCAAUCCCAUGGAAUUUGGUUCUAGUGCCGGUAAGUCUAAGGAUAUCAAGAUUGAUACCUUCGAUCUUUACGUGGGUGAUGGUCAAAGAAUCUUGAGCGAGGCGUCAUUGACAUUGGCUUACGGACGAAGAUACGGGUUGGUUGGUCAGAAUGGUAUUGGUAAAUCUACAUUAUUGCGUGCUUUGUCGAGGAGAGAAUUGAAUAUCCCUAAACACAUUUCAAUUUUACAUGUUGAGCAAGAAAUUAGAGGUGAUGAUACGCCGGCUUUGCAAAGUGUGUUGGACGCAGAUGUUUGGAGAAAGAGUUUGUUACAAGAAGAACAGAAAAUUAACGAGAGAAUUGCUGAGAUAGAGAAAUUGAGAAGUGAAUUCGACGAAGACUCACUUGAAGUUAAAAAACUAGAUAACGAAAGAGACGAUUUGGAAUCGCAUUUGCAGGAAGUGAGUGACAAACUUUAUGAAAUGGAAUCAGAUAAAGCAGAGAGUAGAGCUGCAGGAAUUUUGUUUGGUUUAGGUUUUACUAAGGAAACUCAAAACAUACCAACUAAACAAUUUUCAGGGGGGUGGAGAAUGAGAUUGUCAUUGGCCCGAGCAUUGUUUUGUCAGCCAGAUUUGUUGUUAUUGGAUGAACCGUCGAAUAUGUUGGAUGUUCCUUCUAUUACCUUUUUAGCUAAGUAUUUGCAAACAUACAAAUCAACAGUGUUGGUGGUGUCGCAUGAUCGUGCAUUCCUUAACGAAGUUGCUACAGAUAUAAUUCAUCAACACUCGGAAAGAUUAGACUACUAUCGUGGAUCCAACUUUGAUUCUUUCUAUGCAACCCGUGAGGAAAGAAUCAAGAACCAACGUCGUGAAUACGAAAGUCAGUUGGCCUAUAGAAAACAUUUACAAGAGUUUAUUGAUAAAUUCAGGUACAAUGCUGCUAGAGCUCAAGAAGCACAGUCUCGUAUCAAGAAGUUGGAAAAAUUGCCGGUAUUGGAGCCUCCAGAAGAUGAAAAGACUAUCACUUUCAAGUUUGCAGAACCUGAUAGCAUAUCUGCGCCAAUCUUACAAUUGCAGGAUGUCAGUUUUGGUUACGAUACAAACAAAAUGUUAUUUAAGGAUGUAAAUUUGGACGUUCAAAUGGACUCAAGAAUAGCAUUUUGUGGUGGUAACGGUACUGGUAAGACUACAUUAUUGAAACUUAUUAUGGACCAACUCUCACCAACAAGUGGGUAUGUCAACAAAAAUGGUCGAUUAAGAAUUGGGUAUUUUGCACAACACCACGUCGAUGCUAUGGAUCUCACGCUUUCUGCGGUUUCUUGGAUGUCGCAAGCUUUCCCUGGUAAAACAGAUGAAGAAUAUAGACGUCAUCUAGGGUCUUUUGGUAUUACUGGAUCGUUGGGUUUGCAAAAGAUGCAAUUAUUAUCAGGGGGUCAAAAGUCGAGAGUGGCCUUUGCGGCUUUGUGUUUGAACCAGCCACAUAUAUUAGUUUUGGAUGAACCGUCCAAUCACUUGGAUACCCAAGGUUUGGAUGCCUUGGCAGACGCUUUAAAGAACUUUAAGGGAGGUGUUUUGAUGGUUUCACAUGAUGUGUCGAUCAUUGAUAGAGUGUGCAAUGAAAUCUGGGUUGCUGAAAAUAACACUAUUUUCAAAUUUCCUGGAGAUAUUUAUGCUUAUAAAAAACACAUUCUUGCGUCUGCCGAUAUUGCUGGUGUGGUCAAACAACAUUGA